UUAAAAGCGGCGGCUCCACACUGAGCGGAGCGGAGCGGAGGACCGGGGCCAGACAGCGGCUCCUCCCGGACAUGUGAACACGAACCCCGCGGCUCCUCCAGUGCACAAGUGCCCCCCUCUCUCAGCUCCACUCCUCCUCCUCCUCCUCCUUUAUCUCUGCCUUUAUCUCCCUCCCUCUUUCUCUUUUUUUUUGUGGGGGGUUUAAUUUUCCCGGAGCCAUCGCGGCGGCAGUUCGCUCCACAUCCGGGCCACGGUGCGUUGACUCCAUUAUUGUCCAAAAGUGGCGGAGCGCUCCAUCAAACCUUUCCCCCACCCACCACCACCACCGUGCAUUCUGAAGACACGCUACGCGGGAGUGGAGGCCGGGACCCGGAGGACAUGUCUAACCAAGGAGUUCGGCGAAACGGCCCGGUGAAGCUGCGACUAACAGUCCUCUGCGCCAAAAACCUGGUGAAGAAGGACUUCUUCCGCCUCCCUGAUCCCUUCGCCAAAGUGGUCGUGGACGGCUCGGGGCAAUGCCACUCGACAGACACUGUGAGGAACACGCUUGACCCCAAGUGGAAUCAACACUAUGACCUAUACAUCGGGAAAUCCGACUCCAUCACCAUCAGUGUGUGGAAUCACAAGAAGAUUCACAAGAAGCAAGGGGCGGGGUUCCUGGGCUGUGUCCGCCUUCUGUCCAACGCCAUCAACCGCCUUAAAGACACCGGCUCAGACCAGAGACUUGACUUGAACAAGCUGAGUCCUAACGACAGUGACACGGUCAGGGGCCAGAUAGUGGUGAGCCUGCAGUCCAGGGACCGGAUAGGCACGGGAGGCCCUGUGGUGGACUGCAGUCGGCUGUUUGACAAUGAUCUUCCAGAUGGAUGGGAGGAGAGGAGGACCGCGUCUGGACGAAUCCAGUACUUGAACCACAUCACACGCACCACGCAGUGGGAGAGGCCGACCAGGCCUGCAUCAGAGUACUCCAGCCCGGGCCGGCCACUCAGCUGCAUCGUGGACGAGAACACGCCUGUCAGCACGAACGGGGCCACGCCCACCACAGUGCUGCCGCCCCCCGACGGUGACCACCGGGUCCAGGAGAGACGGGUCCGCUCGCAAAGGCACCGCAACUACAUGAGCAGAACCCACCUGCACACGCCCCCGGAUCUGCCUGAGGGAUAUGAGCAAAGAACCACGCAGCAAGGCCAAGUGUACUUCCUCCACACUCAGACAGGUGUCAGCACGUGGCACGACCCCCGAGUACCCAGAGAUCUGAGCAAUGUGAACUGUGAGGAACUGGGUCCUUUACCUCCAGGAUGGGAGAUCCGCAACACCGCCACCGGGAGAGUUUACUUUGUCGACCACAAUAACAGAACCACGCAGUUCACAGACCCACGCCUCUCCGCCAACCUGCACCUAGUCCUAAAUCCAAGUCCUAAUGGUUCUCGAGGAGGCAUCGAAAGUCAGAAUGUCAGUCGUCAGAACCAGUUGAAGGAGCAGGCCCAGCAGGCUCUGGUGUCGCCCGCUCAACUCCCAGAGGAGGCCGAGUGCCUCACGGUGCCUAAGUACAAGAGAGACCUUGUUCAGAAGCUCAAGAUCCUCCGUCAGGAGCUGUCCCAGCAGCAGCCUCAGGCGGGCCACUGCCGCAUCGAGGUGUCCCGUGAGGAGAUCUUUGAGGAAUCGUACCGACAGGUGAUGAAGAUGCGGCCCAAGGACUUGUGGAAGAGGCUAAUGGUGAAGUUUAGAGGAGAAGAAGGGCUCGACUACGGAGGAGUGGCCCGGGAGUGGCUCUACCUGCUGUCACAUGAGAUGCUGAACCCGUACUACGGCCUGUUCCAGUACUCCCGCGAUGACAUCUACACGCUGCAGAUAAACCCAGACUCGGCUGUCAACCCCGAACAUUUGUCCUACUUCCACUUCGUGGGCCGUAUCAUGGGAAUGGCCGUGUUCCAUGGCCACUACAUAGACGGAGGCUUCACUCUGCCCUUCUACAAGCAGCUGCUGGGUAAACCCAUCACCCUGGAUGACAUGGAGUCUGUUGACCCCGACCUGCACAACAGCCUCGUCUGGAUCCUGGACAAUGACAUCACAGGUGUGCUGGACCACACGUUCUGCGUAGAGCACAACGCUUACGGCGAGAUCAUCCAGCAUGAGCUCAAGCCCAACGGUAAGAGUAUCGCCGUCAGCCAGGACACCAAGAAGGAGUACGUCCGGCUCUACGUCAACUGGCGUUUCCUGCGAGGCAUCGAGGCGCAGUUCCUGGCGCUGCAGAAGGGCUUCAACGAGGUCAUCCCGCAACACCUGCUCAAGGCCUUCGAUGAGAAGGAGCUCGAGCUGAUUGUUUGUGGCCUGGGUAAAAUCGACAUCCACGACUGGAAGUCCAACACGCGGCUCAAACACUGCACCCCGGACACCAACAUAGUGAAGUGGUUCUGGAAAGCUGUGGAGACGUUCGACGAGGAGCGCCGAGCUCGGCUGCUGCAGUUCGUCACCGGCUCCUCUCGAGUUCCUCUGCAGGGCUUCAAGGCCCUUCAAGGUGCUGCUGGUCCACGGCUCUUCACCAUCCACCAGAUUGAUGCCAGCGCCAACAACCUUCCCAAAGCCCACACCUGUUUCAACAGGAUCGACAUUCCUCCGUACGAGCUCUACGACAAACUGUACGACAAGUUGCUCACUGCCAUCGAGGAGACGUGCGGCUUCGCUGUGGAGUGAGUCCCCGAUGCAGACGGAGCUCUGCAACGACGAGGAGCUACACCGUUUGGCCACGAUCACCCCCCCGCCCCCCCUCGCCUGACCCCUUCCUCCAGCAAAUCAAUCCAGUUUCUUGGGGGGGGUCAUCCACGGUUGCUUCCCCCCAGGGACGCACACACCUCCCGGGCACAUGUGGCCAAGCUAAUGGAGGGUGGGACGUGAGGACCAGAAAAUGUCAUCUGACUGUUGGUUUGAAACCCUCCAGCCCUUCUUCUGUCUUUUUUAUCAUGGAUCUCUUCAGCUGCUAAUAACUCAAGACUAUUUACUAACUUGUGGAACCUGCAAAGAUUUGCCGGCUCUUCCUUUUUUUCUUUUUUUUUCUAAGUUCAUUUUAGCAUUUUUUUUAAAAAUAGACUGUAUCUAUGUAGCAAUGCUCCAUUUUUACCAAGCGGAACACAAGCUCUCCGGAACAACACUAACAAGACUGGUUUGUUUCUAGAGUCCAGGGUUAUUAUUGGUUCCCACAGCCACUUGGAAACACUAAAUUUGGACGUGGAGUGUGCAUGACUCGGGCCGCUCGGUGCCUCGCAGCGAUCACGCUGGGGCCAAUCAGCGACGCCGAGGCUGGGACAACACGGACGACGAGGCAAAGAGCGGAGACUGAAUUAGUUGGACUGUUUACAACCCUCUCCAAAGACAGCGGCUGGGACCUGAGCUCCCGAGACGCUGCCCGACAACAGGCGCCGCGUUUCCCACAAACACGACUUCACACGUCUGAACGCUAGUUUUGUUUGGAAAAUGAAUAAAUGAAUGCGUAGCUUGAAAAUGUGUUAUUUUUAUAUAACAGGGAAAAAUUGAAAAAAGAAAACAAUAAAAUUCUAUAUAAUAUAUAUAAUUUAUUGUUGUUAUAUUUCAGAAACCCCCUUUUUUUUUUCUCCAUUGUUUUCAGAAAAAUACAAUCUUUGAAAUAUUGUUAAAUUAUAGAAGACGAGUUGUGAAAAACAGAACUAAGCUUGACUGAAGUUCACUAAAGAACGCUGUUGUUUCUUUCUGGACAUAACCUCUCUCGUAGUGGACACGUGUCAAACAUCUUUAAAUCAAUGUCUCCUGAGUGCCAUAAACAUUUUGAGUGAAUGAAUAUUUACAAAUAUUGAGCGUCACCCUUUAAACUUCUACUGAUUUCACCCUGGAGCUACUUAUGGCGUCGUGUUGUUUCCCUUUUUACCCCUUUUUUUGUUUGUCACUUUUUUUAUAAUCGUCACGAGCAUGAAAUCUACCUUUUUUAAAUGUGUCCAAAGUCCAUCACAGUCUAGUUUGCGUUGUCAUAGAUAAAAACGAGAAAAACAAAACUACUACCUUUGAGCCAUGUGGUGCUAAAAAGCGUUAAGUUUAGUCUUGUAUUGGCGACUUUUACUCACUGACCUACUACUGCUUCAAGUGCAUGGUUCACUACUCGUGUCUGAACCCGUUUGUGGCCACGAAUCCUCUCUGAGAAGUCGACGGCUCCACCAGGCCGAGUUCUCAGGAGACGUCAUUUGACUAGAACCCCGAUUCUGACCACGUGUCGUGAUUUCACGAACGUUUCGGGGGUUCGAAGACGCGCCGUCACCUGCAUCGUCUCGUCCACAGCAACUGUUGCAUGUCUCCGAAUGUGCUUUGGGUUGAAAGUGUAACCUGAAUGAGAUGAACUCCUGCAGUUUCUUUUUUUAGAGAAAGUGUGUGUGUGUGUGGGGGAGGUGGUUGUUUUCUAUGAUUAAAAAGGAAAAUUCUUGAAUGUUUUCAGAAGAUGCUGCCUGUCUAGCAAUCUCUAUGACCGUGGACUGUUCUUAACGAUUGCAUACACUAAAAAAAAAAAGAGAAAAGAGGAAAGAUGAACGAACUGUUAGUUUUCAUUCUUUUUGUAGACGAGUGUAUGCAAAGUGAAAAGUGUCCUCAGCUGGUGCUUUGUACAGUAAUAAGAUAUUGUUCAUAUACUGUAUGUGGAUCAAACAACCUGUAAUUUAUCUUUAACUUAAGUAGAAAAAAGGAUUUUGUUUUUAACUGAAAAGAGGAAGUCACCAUGUGUGUUUUACUGGUGACGUCUGCACCAGAUAUUCAUUCACCUUUGAGUCCAGUGCACAAGCUGACGGCCCCGACUGUCCGUUCCCACACGACACGACUCGGCAUCGACCCGCCGCUGCCUCUCGCUGAAGAACUGAACUUUUUUUUAUUAAAAAGUCAAAAGUGCGGAGACGCAGCUCUUUUGUUUUGUUUUGUUUUGUUGAAUAGCAUGAUCCACUUAGCAGGACUAUAUCUCUCAUAGCUGACUGAUGCAAUUUGAUGUAUGUUAACACUAUCAUUUUGUAAGAGUAUUUUAUUUUUGUGUGUAAUUAGUUCUAAUUAAACUUGCCUUUGUCUAACAAUGUUACAACCUUGUAUGAAGAUGUAUCCUUGUUUUGAUUGUCAUAAACGAGAAGCUUUUUAAUCUGAA
Hippoglossus stenolepis (Pacific halibut) is the source of this 5143-nucleotide messenger RNA. It is a transcript of the gene smurf2, whose product is annotated as SMAD specific E3 ubiquitin protein ligase 2. The transcript is spliced from 19 exons. Gene Ontology annotation, biological process: ubiquitin-dependent protein catabolic process; negative regulation of BMP signaling pathway. Lineage: Eukaryota; Metazoa; Chordata; Actinopteri; Pleuronectiformes; Pleuronectidae. The record is from RefSeq and is a predicted model, not a curated record. The coding region runs from base 379 to 2694 and encodes 771 amino acids. Gene Ontology annotation, molecular function: protein binding; ubiquitin protein ligase activity.